Molecule: messenger RNA, 4788 nt
Organism: Parasteatoda tepidariorum (common house spider)
Lineage: Eukaryota; Metazoa; Arthropoda; Arachnida; Araneae; Theridiidae
Product: complexin
Biological process (GO): regulation of neurotransmitter secretion; neurotransmitter transport; synaptic vesicle exocytosis
Cellular component (GO): terminal bouton; SNARE complex
Molecular function (GO): syntaxin binding
Source: RefSeq, a predicted model, not a curated record
AGGAAAGCCGACCAUUGGCGACGUUCCUCCCGAGUUGCUAAGCAACCCUGGAAGGCAAGCUGCGCGCUCUCCGGCGGCUUUUCGUCAAAAGGGGUUCGGCGAGACGAGCCGGAACAGAAGAGAAACCGAGUGUUCAUCCGCCAGCAAGUCCUGAGCAGGUGUGCAGACCUUUCGUCUGUGUGUCUGUCUACCCCCACCUCCUCCACAACACCCUCCAGAUGAUGUAGAUACUGAAUCCUUCAGAAAACCUCUAGAACGUAACUUGUAGUUCGUGUGGCCCCUCCUGUCCCGUUUUUGCUUCUUUUGGUCUACGCUCAUCGUCUACCUUAAUCUUCUCAACUAAUAGACAACAUCUAAUUGAGCAGUCAUGGCUGCGUUUGUGGCGAAACAGAUGAUUGGGAGCAAACUCAAUGCUGCUAAAGGUGCGGUUGGAAAUGACGAAGAAGGAGGCACUUCAGAAGAUAAAGAUGCUGCUGAUGAGGAGGAACAGGAACGAUUGGAAGCCUUACGUGAGGCCGAAGAACGGAGGAAAGAAAAACACAGAAAGAUGGAAGAAGAACGAGAAAAGAUGAGGCAAGAAAUCAGAGAUAAGUAUGGUAUUAAAAAGAAGGAAGAAGUCCAACAGGAAGAUCCCUUUGCAGAUAUGGAAGGGAGCAGUCUGAACCGGAAACGGAAGACACCCGCCGAAUUGGCUGCUGAGGCGGAAGCGGAAGAUCAAGAUGAAUUCACUAAGUUGAAAAAUUCUCUUGAAUCGCAAGUAAGCGAGCUGAAGUCUUCUAUAGAGGGAAAGUGUAACCUCCAAUGAAGUGAUUUCCUGCGUCUCCUUAUAUCCCGUUAACUGAAAUAUUUACUUUAACCACUUUGUUUUUUGAAACAGAAAAAAAUAGUCACAAAAUAGACAUGCAAUAAAUUAAUAUUUAAAGAGGUCACGUUAUAAAAAUACAAGCGGCAUAAAUGUCUGGCAUAAAAAUUCAAGUAAAUUUUUUAGCCUAAAACUAAGAACAUACUUUUUACCAAAUUAAUAAAUAAAAAUUUGAUAAACAAGAAUUAUAUUUUUAAAAAGAAAUAAGCAAUCGUAAGUCACGUUUGUUUAAUAAAAUAAAAGAAAGUCAUUGGAUUUAAAUACUGAAUGUUCAUUAAUUUAAAAAAAAUAUCCCUUAAUUAUACUCGUAUACAAAUUUCUAGAAGUAGAAACUUAAUAAUUCCGGCCAAUUAUUUAGAUGAAGUCGAAAAUCUUCAUGAAAAUUGUUUGCCUUUUCGUUUCUUAUACAUUGCAUGCUAAACACAGACUUUUAUAAAAUUAGAAUUUACUAUUUUCCGAUACAGAUUUCUUAUGGAAAGCCAUAUAGUUAAAAUUCUGCCCAUUUUAUAUUACAGUUAGUUAUUAUAAAACUUUUUACAAAAACUCUUAACUAAAACGUUAUUUAAUGGCACAUAUCUUAAUACCCGCAUAUCAAUUUAUUUUGAUAAAAAUCCCUUUUCAUUUCACUGUUUUAAAAAUAUUCUCAGGCUUUUUUAUGCUUCUAUAAGCUUGAAUGAAAUACAAAGCAAUAAUAUGAGACAUAUUUAUAUUUUUUGUAGAGUAAAAGUUCAAACUAAAAGGCAAACAAAGUUUGAAAUUCCUGCAAAAUAAUUAUAAAAAAUAAUGAUAAUCUAGUUCAUUAAAUCCUUCCACAAAUUUAAAGUAAAACAAUAUAAUAAAAUAUUUUGCUUUUUUUAAACAUAAUUUUAUUUUUAAAUUAAGAUAUUUAAGAGGCAUUUUUGGUAACUCUCUAAUUUAUUUAAAAUUUAUGGUAAUAACAAAAUGUAUUUCAGUAAAUAACGGCCUCCAAAAAUUAUUGUAACUGGGAAACACAAAAUAAUCUCUUGUUGCAAGUACCGUGAAAAAUAGUGCUUUUUAAAUGCAAAUAUUAAUUAUUAAAAUAUGAACUUGCAUUUUCAAUAGGAAAAUAUUCAUAAUAUCAUUUAUUAAAAAAAUAGGCUAAACUUAUUUUACUCUGAGAAAUUUUAAUUCUAACUCAAUGCAGUUCUGCUGCAUUACUAUAUUUCACGGUAAUUUUUCUUUUAGUAUCAAAUUUUAUAUGCAGGAGAUAUUUAAUUUUUUUUGUUAAUCUGAAUAAUUAGUUUCAGUUCGGAUAUUAAAUAAUCCCUUACCGUUUAUAAACUAUCCUAUUAUAUCCUGAACUAUUUGGAGAUACACCGCUUGUUUAACCACCUAUGAUGAGAGCUCCUGUCAAAGCCAAAGAAGGAGUAGUUAGAGCUCUACGUCCGGCCAAGACAUUCAAUUCACUGUAGCUCCGAAAAUCAAGUGUCAUAUCCUUAACAAAUCCAUGGAUUAGAAAACGAGGCAUUACGUGUAUUAAAUUGUUGAUAAGCUAGCCUACUUGCGUAUAAAGAAUAAUCAAAAUGAAUUCUGGGAAACGAGAUUUUAAGAAAACUGAUGAAGCAUAUAUGGUUUUGAAUCUAAAGUAUGCUAAAGAGCAUAUAUUGGAACUUUGUUUUGAAAUUUGACUGAGGCAUUGCCUGUAAUGUUUACAAUGGAAAAAUGAUGUUUUUUUAAACUAUGUUUUAUGACAUGCUUGUUUUGAAUUUUGAAAAAUUUUUGUAAAGUCAAAUUGACUGAAUAAUUGUGUAGUUUUACAGAUCUAAAAUCUUUAAUGCGUCCUUCGAAGUAUGGUGCUUUCUUAUUGUAAAGUUAAAGUAGUAGUAUUUGAAAAAUGUUGCUAUAAAAAUUUGAAAUUUCAAACUUUCAUAUGUUUAAUCUAGUUAAGAAUCGACGGCUGGUGUCUUUUUAUCAUAAAUAGUACAUAAAAUGUUUUUAAGGUUUAUUUAAUACUUUAGUUGAAAUUCUAAUUGUUGAUUUUUUAUCUUCUAAAAAGCAAUGAAAUUAAAACUUCUCUAACAAUUGCGCACGGUCUGUAAGGUGUAAAAACAAAUACAUCAAAGAAAUAAUUUUAAAAAUGAAUGUUUUUAAUUUAGAAGAAGUUAUCAAUGUAAUAUCUAGCACUGAAAUGUAAUGCAAAUGCCGUCUGUUGGUGAUAAGUCUGACCUGAAAGAAAGUGAUACCUGAAAGAAAGUGACCCAUCCAGUGAUAAAAAUACUCAUUUUUAAAAUAAACCAAUGAUCAUAAAUUCCAGCUGGAAUCUAAAAAUAUUAUUUGAAAAAGUACUGAGGUGAAGCUGUAAAAAGUUUUAUAUUUUGACCAAUGAAAGCGCAUAUGUUUUACGCAUGAUUUCGAUUCAUUUGUGAAUUAAUUUUUCGUGAUGUUUCUAUUUUUGCAUAAAUUAUUUUCACGAAUAGUACAUUAAUAGAACACAUUAUUUUCUUAAGAUCACAAAAGCUAAUACCUACACGAGAAGGUAGCUAUGACAUGAAGAGAAGUACUUACUUUGUUAUAAUUAGUGCUAUUUAAUAGAAGUAACUUUACAUUAGUCAACUACAGUUGUGAUAUUUUGUAAUUUGAUAUCUUCACUAUGAUUUUCGGAUAUGCAGACAGAGAAGUGGGGAAUUUUUGCUUCAUUAACUGAACGUUUAUCAGAUUGAGGCGCUUCACCAUUUCAUGAAAUUAUAGCUUCAUGAAGUGUAGCAGUAGAGAAGUCAAGGUGGAUUAAAAGCCUCUAAGAAAACAACGAAUAUUAGUGUUCUUGUCAUUAAGUUGUAGAACUAAACAAUAUAUUAUAGCAAUUGUUUUUAUGUGAAUUGUGUACUUAACAGUAAAAGACGUAUCCCAUUCCUUAGCACUGUGGUGAAAUGGUUUUGAAUAUUUGUUUAACAGUCAGAAAGUUAGAUUACAAUAUGUGAGUGUCGUUUUCAACUAUUAUUCCUGUAACUAAAAUAUUUAAUUUCCAGGAACACUGUGAUGUUUCACUAUACAUAAGUAUAACGUAGUUAUUUUAAACUUUGUUUAUUCUUAUAUUAUUACAGUCGGAAAAUAUUACAUUUUCUAUCUAAAAGUUAUUAAAGUAAAUGGUAAUUAUUCGCUCUGAUAUCCUGAAUAACCUAUGUAGACAUAUUUUACAAACAUAGUUUAAUUUAGUCUUAUUGCCAUGAAAUGUAUUAAGCAAUAAUUUAAAAAUCUUAUGACAUAUUUAACAACUCAUUCAUUAUCUGAGGAUAAAACGUCUGGCAAAUAUACCGUCAAACUUUAUUUGGGUUGAAUUUGUGUUUAUUUAAAUAUAAUACAACAUUUAAAGCUUUGUUUUAAAGUAAAAAUAUAGCCACCAGAAUUCUUCUGAAUAUAUUGUCUUCAAAAGUAUAAAGAGAAGAGAAGAUGAGCUACUAAGACUGUAGACACUAUGAUCAAGUUGCAAAUCACUGAAUUCUAAAUAUUAUCACGUUCGAUUAAUGAUAAAUACUUAUAAAACACGUUUCUUUAAUACGUGAAUUUGUAGAAAAGCUCAAUGUGACAUGUGAUGGAAUUUUAAAAAAACAAAACGUGCCAUCAAUUUUUAAAAAUAUUCAUCUGAUAAAAGAUUAUCAUUUCUUAGGAAAUAAUUAAAAAAUAUAAGAGAUUAAUCAACAAUCUUCAAAAACCGUAAAUAUCAUUGAUUUGCAACUACUUAAGAGGCUUCUAAACGUGAAAACGUGUUUGAUCGUAGCAUAGACGUAAAAGAAUCAAAUCCUAACCUUGUGUGUAUUCCCACCUGCUUAUCCCUUUUAGCUGUAUAUACAAUGAUUGUAGAGUUCUCAUAUUAUUCAAAAACGUUCACAUAGAUUUAGAGAAUACGUUUUAAAUUCCUGUGCGCCAACUCCGUACCUUUUCUUAAUCAGGCUCCUUGCAAAGGAUUG